CUAACCAUAAACGUAACUAUCGCGGCCUCCUGUAAUCCCGACCAUCUAUCCCCUCCUUCCCUUACUCGAGCUCGUCGGAGAUGUCGGAGGAAGACGAGGCGGAGGCGCAGCCGGUGCAGACCACGUGCGCGGGGUGCAGGACGCUCCGCCGCCGGUGCGUGCCGGGCUGCGUGUUCGCGCCCUACUUCCCGGCCGAGGGCGACGACACGUCCCGGUUCGCGGCCGUGCACCGUGUCUUCGGCGCCAGCAACGUCGCCCGGAUGCUGGAGGACGUGUCCCUCCCCUCGGACCGGCACCGCGCGGCGGAGACGCUCGUCGAGGAGGCCCGGGCGCGCGUGCGGGACCCGGCGCUCGGCUGCGUCUCCUACGUCGCCGUCCUCCAGAUGCUCAACGAGAAGGCGCGGGAGCAGGUCGACGCCGUGCGGGAGGAGAUCGCCGGGGAGCUCGGCGCCGGGGCCGCGGCCGAGCCGGUCGACGUCGCGGCAGCGGAGCCGGCGGCGAGGGUGGAGGCGAGCGCGCAGGCCGAGCGCGCGCUGGCGCACGCCAGGGAGCGGGACGCCGAGUUGCUGGCCGUGCGGAACGCCGCGGACCUCGAGUGGUGGCGGCAGCAGCGCCAAGCGGAGAAGCACGCCGCCGGGGGCCGGAACACGAACGAGCAGGUGGCGGAGACGGAGAACACGGCUGCCGCCGCCGCCGCCAAAGGGGAGUCGUCGAGCGAGCAGACAAUGGUGAUGACGCAGGCCGAGGCCGGGACGGAGCUGGACUCCACGGAAGGGAACGGGUACCCGCGCCAGCAGAUGGCGGAGACAGAGGAGCCGGCGCCCGCUGCUGUGGCUGCGAGUGAACGGGCGAUGUUGACGCCACCGGCCGCGGCCGUGGAUCAGCGCCACCACCUCGCCGCGCCGCACGCCGGGACGGAGCCGAGCAUCCCGGGAAUCGGGCACCUGCAGCAGAAGGUAUUGGAGGACAAGCAGUCGUCGACGGCCGCGGCAGAGGCAGCGAGGGAGGAGGCAAUGGCAUCGGGGCAGGCCCCGGCCGCCGCGCCGCAGCACCACGAGUCUGCAGCGACGCAGCUCGCCGGAGCGGGGACCGGCUUCCUGGACGGGGAGCAGUGGGCUGCCGCGGAGGCGCUCGCCAAGGAGCUGGACACCAUGAGACGGCGAUACGCCGCGGCGCAGCAGCACCACCACCCUGCGGCGGCGCACUAUGCGUCGAUGGGUCUCCACGUCACGCCGCGGCUCCAGAAGCCGCCCCAUCAGCAGGCAGCCCCCGCGGCGGAGGUGGCGAGCGGCCAGGACUCGAUGGCGACGCUGGCGCAGCAGAUCGCCGAGGCGGAGGCGGAGGCGGCUGCGGAGCAGGACAUGAUGAUGCAGCUGCUCGCCGCGGGCGCGCCUCAGUACGGCAACCUCGCCGCGCAGUACGACGUCGACGCGGAGCUUGACGUCACGCUGGUGCACGGCCACCAGGACAUGCGCCAGCAGAUGACGGAGCUCGGCACACUUGGGCACGAGCCACCCCAGGAGAUCGUGCAGCAGCUAGCCGCCGCGGCGAAGGUCGCCAUGGAGCAGCGUAUCAUGCCGCAGAUCGCCACCGCAGAGCUCGCGGGAGAGCAGGAAACGAUCAUGCAGCAGUUUGCCGCCGCGGCGGAGCUCGCCAGAGAGAAGGAAUUGAUCGUGCAGCAGGCCAGGCAGCAGGAGAUGGCGAUGUUGCUGCAGGCCUCCGCGGCGCCCAUGGCGCAGUACUCCGAGACAGAGCUCGGCGUCUCGCUGGGGCACCAGCCGUUGGUGCAACAGCUGUUGCAGGAGCAGCAGCUGGCCGACGCGGUGGGAGUCGUCGGGGAGCCGAACACGACGACGGUGGUGCAGCAUGUCGCGGCCUACGCGGACGCUGAGCACGGGAGGGACUCCGGCGCGACGGCGGCGUUCCGGCCGCCGGGGCUGAGCGAGGCCGCGCCAUUCCUCGUCGAACAGUCGCUACAGGGGCAGACGGCGAGGGUGCUUGGGCUCCAAAUGGGUUCAUCUCUGCCGCCGUUGGGCCAGCCGCAUGCUCAAGCGUCGCAGCAGCAGGGUACGGAUGGUGGCGACGACGGCCAGUCUUCAGAUUUGACGGCGUACUUGUACUAUUGAUCUUUUCUCCAGGUACUAGUGUCUUCUGAUUUUUACAAUUCUUGAUUUCGGCCCUGUGUGUUAAUUCCUUGCAGCAUUCUUUGCUCUCAACCUUUUGGAUGAAAUUCCUAACUGUGCACUUUCCGUUUUUUACUCAAUAAAAUUUUGCGAGUGGAAGUGCAACUUGUUUGAGAGUGCCAAUUCUUGUGCUAUACUUAUUUCUUAUUAACUCCUAUAGUCAGAUUCUGUUAUUCGAAAUGCAAAAGAUUUUGGAUGCCACCGAAUUGGGUGAAUUUCAGAAAUUUCAAAUAAUUCAGACUGAGAUUCAGUUGUUUGACUGGUCAACAAAUUCAUUGUGAAAUAGAUUUUUGCUAGAAUUUGAUGGAAAUUUAGGAAUGGAGUACUCCUAAAGAAGAUGUGGGGGAGAACUAGAGAGAUAUGGUGAGGAGCUAAGGAGGAUGACGGCCAAAGCAUGAUGUUUUUGAGUUUGUUAGCUUUUUACAAAGUAAGAUAGGCACAAAGGAGGCAUAUUUACUGUUGUGGAAGCAUUGAAUCAAGCAUCCAGCCGCCAAGGCCU
Setaria italica (foxtail millet) is the source of this 2682-nucleotide messenger RNA. RefSeq lists its product as uncharacterized. The coding region runs from base 81 to 2126 and encodes 681 amino acids. The record is from RefSeq and is a predicted model, not a curated record. Lineage: Eukaryota; Viridiplantae; Streptophyta; Magnoliopsida; Poales; Poaceae. The transcript has a single exon.